CUUAGCUUUUAAGAAAUGUUCUCACUAAAGUUCCUAGUUUUGGCCGCACUCGUCGCAGGCAGCGGCGCGAAUAAUGAUAAUGGAUUGGUGAUUAAAAUAGGCGCCAUUUUCUUUGAUACUGAAAUGGAUCUGGCCGAGGCUUUUGAUGCAGCUGUGGAGGAGGUAAAUGCUUUGACAACAGACCUGAAACUGGAACCCAUCAAGCACUAUGUAACUGUGGAUGAUAGCAUUGUGCUGCAGGAUUUAUCUUGUGACUUGAUUGGAAAUGGUGUCGCUGCUAUUUUGGGACCAAGUUCAAAGACAACCAGCGAUAUUGUUGAGGUCCUGUGCAACAUGACGGGCAUUCCACAUCUCCAGUUCGACUGGCAUCCACAACAAUCCCCACGUGAGCGUCUCAAUCAUCAGUUGACUAUCAAUGUGGCGCCCUCGGAACUGAUAAUCUCCAUGGCCCUAUCUGAUAUAUUGCGCAGCAAGGCCUUUGAUUGGAAGUCCUUUACUAUUGCCUAUGAACGGGAUACGCAUCUUGCCCGAUUGCAGCACAUUUUCGCUUGGAAGCAGCUACACAAAACCGGCAUUAAGCUCCAGGAGUUUCAACGUGGCGAUGAUUAUCGAAUACUUUGGAAACGCAUCAACAAUGCGCGUGAGAAAUUCGUGCUGCUUGACUGCCCCUCCGAUAUAUUGGCGGAUGUGAUCAAUGCCUCGAUCAGUUUCAAUAUGACCGGCUCCUUUAAUAAUCUAUUCCUAACCAAUUUGGAUACGCAUGUCAGCGGUAUUGAUCGCUUCUACUCAAGUAAAUUCACAGUUGCCGUUGCAGCUGUGAGGAUUCGUUCCUAUAUUCCUCCACCCGUUCAUGAUGAGAUUGAUGUGUUUGACAAUGAAGCCGACGAUCGGUUUGCCUCGUUGAGCACUCAGCUCGUCUACGAUGCGGUGGUUCUGUUCUACAAUGCUGUUCUACAAUUAAGUCAGCAUACCGGUUUCUACACACCACAGUUUAGCUGUGGGCGUGGCUUUUGGCAGCCCGGCCCACAUUUAGUGCAACAAAUGAAGCAGCUCACACCGAAGCAAAUCAAGCCGCCGUAUAAAACACAGCGACUGCAAUUAACCCCGGAUGGCCAGCGCGAGGACUUCAAUUUGGAGGUCUACAAUCCGAUCAUCGACCGUGUGACGCACAUCUGGAACAAGGAUUUUCAGCUGGUGGACAUUGACAAGAUCAGAGAGAACUCAUCGCAGGCAUUGAAACAGCGACGCCUUGAGAACAAGGAGGACUUUUCGCAAAAGCCCGUCCGAUAUACAGUUGCCACACGUGUGGGCAAACCCUAUUUCAGCUGGCGCGAGGAGCCGGAAGGCGUGCAUUACGAGGGCAAUGAACGUUUCGAGGGCUAUGCCGUGGAUUUGAUCUAUAAGCUGGCCGAGGAAUGCAAAUUUGAUUUCAAUUUCGAGCCAGUGAGGGAUAAUAAAUAUGGCAGCUAUGAUGCGGCCACCGAUGAAUGGGACGGCAUAAUUAGGCAGCUAAUUGACAAUAACGCACAGAUUGGCAUCUGUGACUUGACCAUUACUCAGGCACGCCGUUCGGUUGUGGAUUUCACGGUGCCAUUUAUGCAGCUGGGCAUUAGUAUCUUGUCGUACAAGCAGCCACCACCACAGGCGGAUAUUUAUGGCUUUCUCAAUCCCUACGGUGUGGAUGUUUGGCUCUAUGUAAUGGUUGCCAUGCUCAUUACUGCGAUGGCGCUGAUUUUGGCCGGCCGCAUGGAUUCAUACGAGUGGGAGCCACCGGUGCUGAAUGAGAAUAAUGAACAGGAACGUGAAAAUAUCUGGCACCUGCACAAUACCAUGUGGCUUGUACUCGGCUCUAUACUCAAUCAGGGCUGUGAUCUGUUGCCCAGGGGUCUUCCCAUGCGCCUGCUGACUGCCUUCUGGUGGAUUUUCGCGCUGCUCAUUUCGCAAACGUACAUUGCCAAAUUGGCUGCAUUUAUUACCUCCUCGAAGAUGACGGGUAAUAUUGCCUCAUUGCACGACCUGGUCGAUCAGAAUAAAGUGCAAUUUGGCACGAUACGAGGCGGUGCGACAUCUGUUUAUUUUUCGGAAUCGAACGAUACCGAAAAUCGUAUGGCCUGGAACAAAAUGUUGUCGGUGAAACCGGAUGCCUUCACCAAGAAUAACGAAGAGGGUGUCGAUCGUGUUAAGCUGAGCCGCGGUACCUAUGCAUUCCUCAUGGAAACCACCAAUCUGCAAUACUAUGUGCAACGCAAUUGUGAGCUAACACAGAUCGGGGAGAGUUUCGGAGAGAAGCAUUACGGAAUUGCGGUGCCACUGAAUGCCAACUUUCGUUCGAAUCUAAGUGUGGGCAUUCUUAAGUUGAGCGAGCGGGGCGUGCUCUAUAAUCUGCGCAACAAAUGGUUCAAUGCGAACGACACGGUUUGUGAUAACAUGGGCUCGAGCAACGAUGAUGGUCAGUUCGACAUGGAUGCUGUCGGCGGCCUAUUUGUGGUGCUAAUUGUGGGCAUAUUUGUCUCUUUUCUGAUCGGCCUUGCCGAGUUCUUGUGGCGUGUGCAUCGCACUGCGGUCAAAGAGAGGGUGAAGCCCAUGGUGGCAUUGAAGGGUGAGCUUAACUUUCUCAUACGCGUCUGGCUGAGACGAAAACCGUUGCGCACCUAUCGUGAGAGCCGUGACUCCACAUCGACGGGCUACUCAUCCCUCGGACAAAUGUCCAGUACGUCCAGUGUGAAAAAGAAGAAGAAAUCAAAGAAGAGAUCGGAGUAGAAAGCACUGAACACGCUUGCAACAUUCAUUCAAAUAGCAUUUCUAAUUGUUUAAAUAUAAUAAAAUAUUUUUAGG
Messenger RNA from Drosophila montana, 2835 nucleotides. RefSeq names its product Glutamate receptor IIB (gene GluRIIB). NCBI's taxonomy places the organism in Eukaryota, Metazoa, Arthropoda, Insecta, Diptera, Drosophilidae. Gene Ontology annotation, molecular function: transmitter-gated monoatomic ion channel activity involved in regulation of postsynaptic membrane potential; glutamate receptor activity. Gene Ontology annotation, cellular component: postsynaptic density membrane; plasma membrane. Gene Ontology annotation, biological process: synaptic transmission, glutamatergic; modulation of chemical synaptic transmission; monoatomic ion transport. Bases 16 to 2760 code for a protein of 914 amino acids. The transcript has 13 exons. The record is from RefSeq and is a predicted model, not a curated record.